AGAGCACUAUACGAAAAUAAAUGUCAACUUCUUCAACAACCACCCAAUUCUCCCAAGACUUACUUGAAAACUUUCAUCCAAGAAAAUUUCUCCUACAUUCCUCUCUUUAUCCAACAGAAGCCCCAGCAAUUUCCCCAGCUCAAGAAACCAGUUAUGUCAUCAAUAACAACUUUGAUGCAAAUAUAAUUAUUGUUCUCUCAGUCCUCAUAUGUAGCGUGAUUUCCUCUUUGGGGUUGUUCUGUAUUAUCAGGUGUGCAGUUAGAUGCUCAAGUUUAGUCGCUGCUGCAUCUGGUGCGAACCUUUCAGCCAAGUUGGCAAAUGCAGGAGUUCAGCAGAAAGCCUUAAAAGCCUUCCCGAUUGUAAAAUAUACAACCGAGUUGAAACUGCCAGGCUUAGACACAGCUUGUGUAAUAUGCUUGUCGGAAUUUGCCUCUGGGGAACGUCUGCGGAUUUUGCCAAAGUGCAACCAUGGAUUUCAUACUCGUUGUAUCGAUAAAUGGCUUAGUUCACAUUCUUCAUGUCCUACAUGUAGGCACUGCCUAACUGAAACAGACCAAAAAACCGUUAACAGCAGCCAGGCUGACUCAUUGGAACAGUCUCUACGGGUGCAGGAAAGCACAUAG
This is a messenger RNA of Durio zibethinus, 623 nucleotides long. Lineage: Eukaryota; Viridiplantae; Streptophyta; Magnoliopsida; Malvales; Malvaceae. The record is from RefSeq and is a predicted model, not a curated record.